GAGUAAGAUUGAGUCACUUGUAGAUAUCGGAUGGUGGGAUAGCCUACCUGCCUUGCCAGUGUUAUUAUAAGUUGGCCGUGCACAUCCAACACACAUCGAACAUCGAACAAUUCUCUCUUCACUCACACCCUCUUUCCUACCAACAUCAAAUAGUCCGCAUAGCAUUGCGACCCCCCGACUACCUACGCAUUGCAACUCUCAGCCAACAACCAGAGCACAUCAAAGACACCCUCAUACCCUACUAAGUAGGGACCUUCCAAGAUGCCCACCACCGCCCCCUCUUCCAAGUCCCCCACGGGCAUACCCUCAAGCGAAACCAACGACCAAAACUUCUUCCCGCACCUCCCCCCCUACUCAGACCCAACUUCCGGCUUCCUCUCCCACAUCCCACGCUCCUGGAUCCCAUACGCACAGCUCAUGCGCCUCGAGAAGCCGGCCGGCCUAUACGGGGUGUACUUCCCGCACCUCAUCAGCCUUCUCUACGCCUCCUGCCUCCCUUCGCACUCCGCACCCCCCUCCCCCCUCUCCCUCCUAAAACUCGCCGCCGCCCUCCUCCCCUUCAACAUCCUCCUACGCGGCGCGUCCUGCACCUGGAACGACACGGCGGACCAGGCCUUCGACCGGCGCGUGGCGCGCACCCGGCACCGGCCCGUCGCCCGGGGGGCCGUAAGCACGACGCGCGCGAACGUGUUCACGGCGGCGCAGCUCGCGCUGCUGUUCGCGUACCACCAGCACUCGGGGCUGCUUCCCGCGGCCGAGACGGCGACGUUCGCGGUGUUCGUGACGGCGCUGUUCCUCGCGUACGCGCUGAUGAAGCGGGUGACGGAUUACCCGCAGGUGGUUCUCGGCGUGGGGAUCGGGGCGGCGGUGUUCUUCGCGACGGCGGCGCUGGGGGUGGAUCUGGACAGCAGGGUGGGGGGAUUGGGAUUGGGGUUGGGGUUGGGGGGAGGAGAAGUAAGUGUGCGGGCCCCGACGCUGGCGCUCUUCGGCGCGAUCAUGGCCUGGACGAUCACGUACGACACGAUCUACGCGCACCAGGACGUGGUGGACGACCUGCGGGCCGGGGUCAAGAGCAUGGCGCUGCGGUUCCGGGAGAGCACCAAGGCGCUCGCGGGCGUGCUGUCGGCGGUGCAGGUGCUGCUGCUGGCGCUGUGCGGGUACUGGGCUGGGCUGGGGCCGGUCUAUUUCGUCGGCACGGUGGGGGGUGUUGCGGUUGCGAUGGCUUAUUAUCUGUAUGAUGUUGAUUUGAAGAACCCCGAGAGCUGUGGGAUGUGGUUUCAUCGGCAGUUCUGGAUCGUGGGCGCGGCGUUCAUGGCGGGGUUCGCGGGGGAAUAUGCACUGAGACUGGCGGGCAGUGAGAGCUAGAGUUAUGUAGUACUGCCAAUCAUAUGAGUACGCCCAGGUAGCUACCUACCUACAUAAACAACCUUCAGUCUACAUAGGUAAAAUAAAUUAUCACGAGAUUUCACAGGACAUACAAAUAUAUGGUGCCAGUAACUUGAGCUUUGCUAUAUCUCAAGAAUAACCUACUUAGGUACCUACCUAGUAGCCAUCUUAUCGAACUCGAAUAGUCUUGAAUCAACUUCGAAUUUACGACAAUGAAUUAAU
This is a messenger RNA of Hypoxylon fragiforme, 1608 nucleotides long. RefSeq names its product putative 4-hydroxybenzoate polyprenyl transferase. Gene Ontology annotation, biological process: ubiquinone biosynthetic process. Gene Ontology annotation, cellular component: mitochondrial inner membrane. NCBI's taxonomy places the organism in Eukaryota, Fungi, Ascomycota, Sordariomycetes, Xylariales, Hypoxylaceae. The record is from RefSeq and is a predicted model, not a curated record. The transcript has a single exon. Gene Ontology annotation, molecular function: 4-hydroxybenzoate polyprenyltransferase activity. The coding region runs from base 262 to 1365 and encodes 367 amino acids.